GGGCCACUCAGCGGCCGGGUAAUGGCGCUCGGGGCCGGCGGCGCCUCCUCACGGGGGGUGGGAGAGCGAGAGGGCGGGGGGCGCGGCGUGGAGCGGGGACAAAGCGCGCGAGCUGCCAGGUUCUAAAAGCAGUGCCCCCUCCCGAUGCGCCGAGGGGCUGAGCGCUGCUCCGUGUCUGCGGGCAGGUGCUGCUGAGCCGGGCGCCGCGGCGCCGCGCUGCCAUGGGCGUGCAGGACCGACCGCAGUGCUUCUUCGACAUCGAGAUCAACCGCGAGCCAGUUGGUCGAAUUAUGUUUCAGCUCUUCUCAGAUAUAUGUCCAAAGACAUGCAAAAACUUCCUUUGCUUGUGCUCGGGUGAAAAAGGAAUUGGCAAAACAACUGGGAAGAAGUUGUGUUACAAAGGCACUACGUUCCAUCGCGUGGUUAAAAACUUCAUGAUUCAGGGUGGGGACUUCAGUGAAGGUAAUGGAAAAGGAGGUGAAUCUAUUUAUGGUGGCUAUUUUAAAGAUGAAAACUUUAUUCUCAAACAUGACAGAGCGUUCCUUUUGUCAAUGGCAAACCGAGGGAAACAUACCAAUGGUUCCCAAUUUUUCAUAACAACAAAACCUGCUCCUCAUCUUGACGGCGUACACGUUGUCUUUGGACUGGUUAUUUCUGGUUUUGAAGUAAUAGAACAAAUAGAAAAUCUGAAAACUGAUACUGCCAGUAGACCCUAUGCAGACGUACGAAUUAUUGACUGUGGGGUCCUUGUUACAAAACCAGCAAAAGAUGCUUUGGAGAAGAAGAAGAAAGUGUGUUCUGACUCAGAAGCUUCAGACUCCUCCUCCAGUGGAUCAGACCCCUCAGAAACUUCAUCUGAAAGUGAAGCUGAAGAUGAAAGAAGCAGAAGAAGAAAGCGUAAAAGAAGAGCUAAAACCAAACAGUCAAGAAAACGGAGGAAGGAGGAGAGGAAGAAAGAGGAUCUGAGAAGCAAGAGAACCUCAAACCAAAGAUGCAGCCUUUCUGACAAGAGCGAUGUAACAGAAAAAACAGUGGAUGUCAGCACAAAGAGGGAUAAGCCUGUGGUACGUCCUGAAGAAAUUCCCCCAGUGCCUGAAAAUAGAUUUUUGCUGAGAAGAGAUGUGCCUGUUGUCAGUACAGAACCUGAAACGAAGCUUCUUGAUGCUACUCCAGUUCUAACUGACCAGAAACCAUCAGUGUCUAAAUCUGGACGAAAAAUUAAAGGAAGAGGCACAAUACGAUAUCACACCCCACCUCGAUCACGGUCAUGUUCUGAAUCUGAUGAUGAUGAGAGCAGUGAGACUCCUCCUCACUGGAAAGAGGAAAUGCAGAGAUUACGAACAUAUAGACCACCUAGUGGAGAAAAGUGGAGUAAAGGCGAUAAGUUAAGUGACCCAUGUACAAGCAGAUGGGAUGAAAGGAGUGCAUCACGGAGAUCAAGAUCUUGGUCACAUAACGGCUACUCUGAUCUGAGUACUGUGAGAUACUCCAGUCACCACAAAAAGCACAGAAAAAAGAAAGUGAAACAUAAAAAGAAGUCUAAAAAGCAAAAGCAUUUCAAGAAGCACAAGCAAACUAAAAAAAAGAAAGCAUCAGCUUCAUCAGAGGUAGAAUCCUCACGUUCAUUCAGGAAGAAAAAAUCAUCUUGUGAUCGUGAGAGGAAAUCUCGUUCUUCUUCAUUGUCUUCUAGACAUUCAUCCAGAAGAGACUGGUCUAAAUCUGAUAAGGAAGACCAGAGUUCAUCAACUUUCUCAAGCAGAGAGAGUCGGUCAUACUACAGGUCCAGGUCCAGAUCCAGAUCCAGAUCUAGGUCUAAGUCAAGGUCUUAUUCCCAAAGAAGUUCCAGGUCAAGAUCAGCCUCUAAAUCAUCGCGUUCUCGAAGUAGGUCAAGAUCAAGUUCUAACCCUAGGCAUCAAAAGACUGUUUCCAAUUCUCCACGAAAUAUUUCAGCACGAUUAAAUGAAAGUAAGUUGAACAAGCCUUCUGACCCUGUAAGAGCAGUUAUACUACCAAGUGAUAAAGUCGUCAUCCCACCAGUUGUCCCAGAGACCCUCCCUGUAAUACCCUUAAGUGAUAGUCCUCCACCUUCAAGGUGGAAGCCUGGACAAAAACCAUGGAAGCCAUCUUAUGAGCGAAUUCAGGAAAUGAAAGCUAAAGCAACCCAUUUAAUACCCCCCCAAACUAAUUAUAAUUUAGUAGUUAUUAAAGAGGCUAACACAUCUUCGUAUCAAAAGCAACAGGGGAGUUCUGAUAGCGAUCGAAGCGGCUAUUCCAAAUAUCGUAGUGAUAAAAGCUCAGAUAGUUGGCAGAGAUCAAGAAGCAGGUCCUCUCGAAGUAGGUCAUACUCCAGAUCUUACACAAGAUCUAGAAGUCUGUCUAGCUCAAGGACAAAAUCUCGUUCUUCUGGCAGAUCACCAUCACCGAACAAAUACCGCAGUGACAGGUCAGGGUAUAGUGAGUCAACAUCCUAUUUUUCCCUUAGUGAUGAUGACAGGCACAGAAGCAAAAGAAAAUCUGCAUCAGGUGAUCAGAACGCUCGUUCUCUGAAAGUGAGGCAAGAAACAAGCUCUGAAAGUACCCUUCCUUACAAGGAUACAAAAGACUAUGAUGAGUCUUCUCGAGGAGUGAAAGAGAGUGACAGUUUAUCAUCUUCAGACUUCUCUACUGACAGUGAGCGUUCUGGUAAAGUGAAGGGAGCCCAAGAAAAGGAAGGCCAUUUUCAGUUAGAAGGAGAUGCUCAGCAACAGGAUAAAAAUACCUUCCGUUCUGUGAGAGGGGAGGAGAAAUCCAAGUGUGAAUGGGAUGGUGAUCAUUCUAAAAAGAAAGCAGUUAAAGAGCAAUCUUCUGAGCAACCUAGAGGUGGUGCAAAAAGUAAACAGAAAUCCUAUUCAUGUAGUAAAUGGGACUCUGAGUCAAACUCGGAAAGGGGAGAGGCUCAUCGUGGUAGGGGAGAUUCCAGACCCUCGUCUGAUAAAGAGGAAGGAGAGGCCACAUCAGGAUCUGAUACAGAACUUAGUGUUACCAAAAGGAGAAAAACAAAAUCCAAUUCCUCAGAAGGUGUUCUGGAUUCUGAUAGUGCAUGGAAAAUAAGUAAACAGUUACCAUCUUCAGAAUCUGAGAGUUCUCAUUCUAACUCAACACAUACCAGAGGAAAGUCAAAAAAACACAAACACGAAUCGAAAAAAACUCUUAAAAAAUCACAUUCCAAAAAAGUAAAAGAAAAAUCCAAAGGGAAAAAAGAGAAAAAACACAAAGUUCAGAAAAGAAAAGAAGUGUUUCACUGGCAACCCCCACUGGAGUUUGGUGAAGAAGACGAAGAUGAUAUAAAUGAAAAGCCAGUUAUCAAGGAUGACAAAGAAAAGCAACUUACCACAGCUGUGAAGGAUAAAAACCAAGAAGCUUGUGAAAAGGAUAAAAUGGUCAAAGACAAAACAGGAAAUGGUGAAAAACCUUGUGCAGAUGAAAACCUGCUAGUUAAAAAUACUACUCCUGAUGCCUCACCAAAUCAAAAUAAACUUAAUAAAGAUAGCAUCAAUCCAAACACUUCAACCAGUAUAUUAAACUCAGGAAUAAAUGUGAGUACUUGCAAUAAUGAGAGUAAGCAUGCUGAAGAAAGCAACCAGAAUGGAUUGGAUGUAAUUCAGACAGAUGACAACAUGGAGAUUUGUACUCCAGAUCGUAACUCACCAGGGAAGGUGGUUGUGGACACUUUGUCUCCUGUCAUUCUCACUGAUAAACCUCAGAGUUUAGGUGCUAGUAUAAACAAAGAUUUACAGACCUCCGAACAAGAUGCUGUCAAACCAGGAAACAACAUUGCAGACUUCAUUAAUAUUAAAGAAGAAGUAGGUAGGCAAGAAAAUAACUCCGUUCCUGCGUCCAAUGCUAAAGACUGUAGUUUGAAAAAUGAAAUUGCUGAAAAUACACAAAGCAAUUCAGUUGAUAACAAAUGGAAGCCCUUGCAAGGUGUUGGUAAUCUGCAACCAGCUACAAUUAGUACUGCCACAGAAGUCAAAAGUGUGGCUUCAGCACCAGAGGCUAAGCCUGCAGGUUUGAGAAUUGAAAUAAAAGCUAAAAAUAAAGUAAGGCCUGGAUCUCUGUUUGACGAAGUCAGGAAGACAGCACGGCUAAAUCGAAGGCCAAGGAACCAAGAAAGUUCCAGCGAGGAGGAGUCUCCAAGUAGAGAUGACAAUAGUCCAUCCAGGAGCCUCAGUAGGUCUCGAAGUAAAUCUGAAUCUAAAUCCAGACACCGAACACGGUCUGAAUCGUACAGUCACUCAAGAAGUCGAUCCCGAAGUUCUACAUAUUCUUACAGGUCAAGAAGCUAUACAAGAAGCAGAAGUAGAGGCUGGUACAGCAGAGAUCGAUCGAGAAGCCGAAGUAGUUCUUACCACAGUUACAAGAGUCGUAGUCGAACCUAUAGUAGAAGCAGAUCCAGAAGUAGUUCUUAUGGUCACCACAGUCGAUCCAGUAGGUCAUACACCUAUGAUAGUUACUAUAGCAGAAGUCGAAGUAGAAGUAAAAGGAGUGACAGCUAUCGAAGAUCGAGAAGUUAUGACAGAAGAUCCAGGUCUUAUGGCUCUGAUAGUGAAAGUGAUCGCAGUUACUCCAACAACCGAAGUCCCAGUGAGAGCAGCAGAUACAGCUGAAAAUGUUUCUUCGGCAGUGGAAACCAUAUUAAAUAAGUUGAUCAAUGUUACAUUUAGAAAGAAAAACAAAAAAUGUUUUGACAGUGUUGCAAGUGAAGUUUG
This is a messenger RNA of Phasianus colchicus (ring-necked pheasant), 4748 nucleotides long. It is a transcript of the gene NKTR, whose product is annotated as natural killer cell triggering receptor. Gene Ontology annotation, molecular function: peptidyl-prolyl cis-trans isomerase activity; cyclosporin A binding. Lineage: Eukaryota; Metazoa; Chordata; Aves; Galliformes; Phasianidae. Gene Ontology annotation, cellular component: cytoplasm; mitochondrion. Gene Ontology annotation, biological process: protein folding; protein peptidyl-prolyl isomerization. The record is from RefSeq and is a predicted model, not a curated record.